Molecule: messenger RNA, 655 nt
Organism: Geodia barretti
Lineage: Eukaryota; Metazoa; Porifera; Demospongiae; Tetractinellida; Geodiidae
Source: the annotation of a GenBank genome assembly
CAUGCUGGUGCAGAGUGAACCACUGACGGUGGUCCUACCUCAGUUUCUCCGGUGGAUACACAGCACAAAGGAGGAGGUGGCACGACGUACUGGCUUCCAGUACUAUCCAGUUUUAGCUGCCCACAGAGGCUUGCGAUUCGACGUGCCAAUUCUACUCGCUGAGAUCGAGAGGAGACCAAAUAAACUGACGGCCUCAGCUCUUGUUGAAGAAAACAUUCACUUUGCUGAUACACUUCAGUGCCUAAAACAGGCUAAAAAGGAAGGACACCCCGCCCUUCAAGACGUACAGAGUUUGAGUUUGGCCAACUUACACUCACACUUUGCACCUGAAAAACCACAUCAAGGUCAUCGAGCCCUUCGUGAUGUGGAAGCGAUGGAGGAUAUAUUCCGCAACGAAUCCGUCCACAAUCUACUUACAUCUCUGUCUGUACAAACAGCCACAGUUACGAUCCAAAAAUGGAGGAAACAGAGAGAGCUAAGAAGAAAGAAGAGAAGCCUAAGGGAUUCUCUGGGACAAACGAUCACAGACAGCCAAGCUCAAAGUCUAUUGAAAAAAGGUCUCGGUUUUUCAAAAUUAUGUCGUCUUCGGGCAACAUUUUUAGUCGACGACGACUUUCAAAAGGAGCUGCAGAGGAGGAAGGUUGGGAGCCAAAAC